CGCUCACCCGCGCAUCCUCACAGCACACCCUCCACCGCCCCAAACACACACCGCCAUGUCGACCCCAGCACCCACCGCCGCGAGCGCGUCCCCGCUCCCCGACGGCAUCACCGACCCCAACUACAAGCCGCUCCCCGGCCGCCUCGGCAACCUCUCCGUGCCCCAGCAGCACGCGCUCGACACCCUCAAGAAGGAGCUCCAGGCCGAGGGCGCCUUCGUCCCCGACCGCAUGGACGACGCGACGCUCCUCAGGUGCGUGCGCGCGCGCAAGUUCGACGUCCAAAAGGCGAAGGAGAUGAUCCUCAGCGCCGAGGCCUGGCGGAAAGACUUUGGCGUCGACGAUCUCGUCGAAAACUUUGAUUUCCCCGAAAAGGCCGAAGUCGACAAGUACUACCCGCAGUACUACCACAAGAUGGACAAGGACGGCCGCCCGAUCUACGUCGAGCGCCUCGGCAAGCUCGACAUCAAGGCCCUCUACGCCCUCACGACCCAGGAGCGCCAGCUGCAGCGCCUCGUCGUCGAGUACGAGCGCUUCCUCCGCUCCCGCCUCCCCGCCUGCUCCGCCGCCAUCGGCCACCCCGUCGAGACCAGCUGCACCAUCCUCGACCUCGCCUCCGUCUCGCUCUCCAAUUUCUACCGCGUCAAGGACUACGUCAUGGCCGCCAGCGCGAUCGGCCAGGACCGCUACCCGGAGACGAUGGGCAAGUUCUUCAUCAUCAACGCCCCGUGGGCGUUCGGCGCCGUCUGGAGCCUCAUCAAGCCCUGGCUCGACGAGGCCACCGUCGCCAAGAUCGACAUCCUCGGCAGCGGCUACAAGGACAAGCUGCUCGAGCAGAUCCCAAGGGAGAACCUCCCCAAGGAGUUUGGCGGCCUCUGCGACUGCCCCGGCGGCUGCAGCCUCAGCGACGCCGGCCCGUGGAACGUGGCCCCCAAGACGGCAGACGACGCGUGAAGAGCAACCACGAUAGAGAGAGACAAGCUGGCAUUUUUCUUUUACAUACACGCGCGGGCGAUGGAAAAGGGCGAUUUUUGCGAUGCUGCGGCGGUCAUCUACCUGUACAGUCUUAUUAUACCUUACGACCUCGCCGCCCGUCCAAUUGACAGACCAGACCGCAAGCGCGAGGUGAGAGGGCCUGCAUUGAAUGUAGUCAUCGCGGGACCAAAAAAAUAUACACGGGUCUAGCUACUUCUUCUCGCC
This is a messenger RNA of Heterobasidion irregulare TC 32-1, 1198 nucleotides long. RefSeq names its product phosphatidylinositol transfer protein. The coding region runs from base 56 to 952 and encodes 298 amino acids. The record is from RefSeq and is a predicted model, not a curated record. Lineage: Eukaryota; Fungi; Basidiomycota; Agaricomycetes; Russulales; Bondarzewiaceae. The transcript has 4 exons.